AUGGCUUCGUCCCUCGCCGCGCAGCUGUCGCAGAUCGCGGCCAAGUCGACAAACCAGCUCGACCUCAAGGCGCAGAGAUUAUCGCACUCGCAGUCUCUGAUUUUCGACCGGAAGGUUGCUGGCACCCAGGAUUUCGAUACCGUCUAUCAAAUAUGUUUUGAAGGGUUUCAAGAGCUAUGCCAGCUCGAUGCACGGUUCAACUCUUUCGAGCGCACAAUUUUCAGCGAGCAGAGCAAGACCGAGGAUCGCACGCAGUUGAGCGCAGCUCAGAAUAAAGAACUCGAUGUGGUUUUGGAGGCAUUCCUUGCUCUGGUUGGAGGACGCUUAUUGUUGAGUCCGGCCGUGAAGGCCGUUGACUGGCUCAUCCGGCGCUUCAGAGUUCAUGAAUAUAACACAGAGUUUACGAUUCUUACAUUCCUACCAUAUUACACCACUCCCCUGUUCCUGAAUCUUUUGUCCAUCCUUCCCGAAGAUCUGACGCCGACCUUCAAAAUUCUCAUUCCGUACAAGAAGGGCCUGCUCAAUCCACCUCGCCAUCCGCUCGUGCAUAGCGCCACAACAAAUAGAGCCUUUCUGGCGGCUGUCAACAAUUACGUGCUCACCGUCAGCCGACAGCAGGCGCAUCACCAUGCGCUCUUGGCAUUCUGGGCUGGAAUCAUCACUGAGGCGGUUGCGGGAAUGUUGGAUUCAUCACGCUCCGGUCGCCGAGAGGUUGAGAAACAGAAGCACGAGGACAUCAUACUGCGGAUUCUUCCUAUCCUGAACGAUGGAUUCGCGCUGAAGAAUGUCUCCGAACUGGUUAUUGGCUGUUACAUGGUUUCAGUGGUUCUCGCGCAAAAGUCGUCCCUCCAAGACAAGCUUCUCGACGGCCUAAUGGAGGCAGUUGCAGGUUCAUGGACUGAGGAGACACUGGAGUCAGGCCUGGUUUGUCUGGCUGUUCUGGCACAGCAGAAGCCUGAAACUAGGCUGCCUAGACGAGCGUUGAAGGCAAUUCUGCGGCUAGACGACAUUGUGAAGCGGUUGACCGAUAUCUCCUCCCAGUAUCAAACCUCCAAUCUGCUGCUUGGAGUCGUCGCCGGCUGUGUCGACGAUCUCACGAAACACAAGGACACCGCGCGCCUAGAGCUUUUGCCCCGGGUGUUCCAGACACAACUUCUGGGAGAGUUGGAAACGAGCAAGGCGAUGGCCAUGGUUCUCCACGCUGCCAGCAAUGCUCACAGGGAUGGCACUAUGUCAUUGGACACUCAGGCCUGUCUGGCUGAUCUGGUCCAAGAAUUCAAUCAAUCUGAAUUUCUGCAACCAAUUUUCCAGAAGACCAUUGCAGAAUCGACUUUCGACACUGCCGCAAUCGAACACAAUUUGCAGACGGUUAUUGUUACUGCCCCUGCACCCCGUGCUGUUGAGGAUGUCGUGAUGGGGGAUGCGGAGAAGGUAGUAGAGCAGGACGGCUUCUCAUCCACUCUCGAAGCUUUGGUCGGGGAGAAAUUGUUCAAAAGCUCUUUCCUUAGCGCACAAUCCAUACCCGUCUUCGACAGACUUGUUCAAGCCUUUGCACUGGCAGCCAGCUCAGAGGAAAAAACGCAAGUCUUCUCGGAUUUGGCUGUCCUUGGUAAGUCCGAGGUCAGCAAAUCUCCCCAAUAUCUGUCAUUUUUCAUCAGGGUGUUCUCCGGCCCGUACCCUAUUGGCACCCGUGCUAUGGCUCUAAACAUAGUCGCCACCUUCCUCACAUCCACGUCCAACUUGGACCUGGAUUUCCAGGCAAUUUUGCCAUUCCUUCUUGUCGCCCUCGCAGAUCCGUCGGAGAGAAUCCGCCGCGAAGCAGCAGCAGCUCUCGCCGCUAUUGGGGGUAUCUACAAGAAGCACAAGAAAGGGGAAAACGUCUGGGGCCGCGACACUAUCUACGGCCAAGAGAAGCAAUCGAAGAGCGUCCAAUGGCUUCCUACCCGUGACGCGCAGAAGGUUUUUGAGCGUGCGGUGCUCCCGAGCCUGGAGGAAUGCAUUUUUGAUCCAGGCCAUAUCAGCAAGGUCCUUGAGACUACUCUUCGAGGAGCAUCUGUUGACCCGAAUGCAUCCGAGCUCAAGAAACCUUUGAGAUUGAGCUUCUUCACCUUCCUGUGCUCCCAUGCCAUCCAGCUCCCACUUUUCACACCCAAGCUCGGACUGCUGGGCUUACUCAACCGUAUCGAUAAGGCUGGUGGAACCACCCGUACAAAAGAGCUGGAGCCUCUGCUCAAGGCUUGGCGAGGACUGAGUGAGCAAGAAGUCAGUGACAUUUGCGAGAAACAGCGGGUUCCGGUCUCCGAAGUCGAGAGUCAAAUGGUUACCAUCGUCACACCGAAGGAGAAGGAUGCUCUGACAUUACUCCUGUCGAACGUCAGUCCUUAUUCGGAGUCGUUAAGAUCUACCUUCGUCGCUGCUAUUUUUGCCCGUGUGAAGGACAUCUGGGCUCGAGUGUCCGAGGAUCGCCAGGUCUUGGCUGCUGAGCAGCUGUUCGAUAUUGCACUCGGACUUUCAGACUCGGCUCUUGUAAACAAUUGCAGGAACCUUCUCCGAAGCGUCGAGCUGCCGGGAUCUGUGCUAAUUGAAUUCCUGGAGAAGAUCCCUGUAUCCCUCACCGAUAUGGAGGCUGUCGGCCCCGCCCCGAAGAGAAGACGCACUAGUCAGAGCAACAUGAUUGCGAUGACUGUGAAGGACGAGGCGGAGUUCGGCAAGGUCAUGGAGAAAAUGACUUUCAUUCUGGAGCUUGUGGACAGCUCGUCACCAGAGACUCACCCUGAGCUUGCCGAUGGGCUCUUCCAAACCCUCGCUGCUCUUCAUCACUUCAAGUCCCAGAUCCAGUCUGGAAUGAGCUACCUGCUCAGCUUGACACUUGGUAGCCUUCUGGCCAUCGUCAACCGGUCGAAGGAGAGCGCGAAGGCGCAGUUUGAUACAUCUGUCAUUCGCGCCGACUUGGUUGUGGACUGCGUGCGGACGACGGAGAGCCCUCAGGUACAGAACGCGGCUCUCCUUCUGGUAUCCGGUCUGUCUGUUAUCGCGCCUGAGCUAGUGCUGCACAGCGUGAUGCCUAUUUUUACCUUCAUGGGCUCCAGUGUCCUCCGCAAGGAUGACGAGUAUUCGGUAUCAGUCAUUGACCAGACCAUCGAUCAAGUCGUGCCGGCUCUUAUCCAGUCAUUGCGUAACCAGAAACGCGACGUGGUUUCGGGAACAUCGGAGCUGCUGCUGAGCUUCACGGCUGCUUUCGAGCACAUUCCUUCUCACCGUCGUCUGCGCCUGUUCCACGCCUUGAUCACCAAGUUGGGCACGCAAGAUUUCUUGUUUGCCGUUUUGGCGAUGCUGGCUAACAGAUAUGCCAUGGAUAAGGAUGUUCUAGUCCUUAUGACCGGCCUCGUCUCCGAUGCUAGUGCUCCUGUGGAGCUUACGGUUCGUCGAGUCCAUUUCUAUUGUGGAGAUUCUUUUCUAACGAAGUUACAGACAUACUACAAAUACCUCGACUUGGUCACCGACUCUCUCAAGGCGAAGCCUAGCAUUUCGCAGGUUCUUCUUGGAAUUGGAAGUGACGACGGUCGCGAGCCUCAAAAGGUUGCGGUGGACCUGCUCCGCGACUUGGCUUACCUGUUCAAGCAUUCGUCGCUCAAGGUCAAAAUGGCCAAGGCUUUUGCAUCGGAGGACGAAGAGGUCAUCGGACAAAUCCGAGCCCUCUUCUCUCGGAUCCUAGAACAAGUCCUGACAAUCGGCGAUUCAGUGCAGAGCAUGAAGCUCGUCGGUCAGGCCAACAGCGAUGUUCUGGGUGCAUUGUUUGGCACUCUGACGCUUGUGGAUUUCCUCGACACUAUCGAGGUGUUGCUUCAGCGGCCUAGCGAUGAGCUCCGCCGGAAGGUGCUUCGACUCCUCGAGGGACGUCUCCGUCAGAACCCCGAGCGUGAUGGCGCCUCGCAGAUCCGCGUGCUUGACUUCUUGCCCACGUUGGUUGAUAUUGUUCGUUCAUCGCCGGAUAUUCUGCUCAAGCAUGCCGCUGUCGCAUGUAUCGAUCGCAUCGCCGAGAAGUACGGCAAGAAGGACCCGUCGAGGGUUGUUAGUGCUGCUCAAGUUGUUGCUAGCGAGGCUUGCAUCGGCCAGGAGGAUGACCGCAUUCGCAUCAUGGGUGUCUUGUGUCUCGCAUCCAUGGCCGAUGUUCUCGGCCAGGCGAUGAUCCCAGCGCUCCCGGAAGCGCUCAGUCGCUCGCUGGCGUUGCUGGAAGUGAGUCUAGAAAAGGGCAAGGAGAACUCUCGACUCCACGACGCCACUUUCUCGCUGUUCUCGGCCCUCUUUGUUCACAUCCCAUACAUGAUCUCCGGCCCCAUUCUGGAUCAGAUCCUCCUUCUGUCUUUCAAGUCUGCUAAUGCUGAGGACUGUGAGGAUGACGGCCGCCAGGAAGCACUGCGGAUGAUGGCUCGGAAGGUCGACAUGGCCGCGACGCUGGGGGCAGUCGAUCGCAACUGGCAAUACGCCGUGCAGGCCGGACCAGCUGCGGCGAAGGAGACGCUGGAGGUGGUCAGUCUUGCCAUCGAGAAACAUCCCAAGUCCGCUACAGGCAAAAACAUUGGUGUUCUCACUAGCAUCCUUUUCAAGGUCUUUGAUCUGCGUCGGGAGCAACUCGCUCUGGGAUCGAAGGCCACCUUUGAGAUGGCGGACAUUGAGGAGAUCGAGGAGUCGGUCAAUGAUGUGACUAUCAAGAUGAUCUACAAGCUGAACGACAGCACCUUCCGUCCGAUCUUCACGAAGCUCCAGGACUGGGCUAUUGCUGGUCUUCCCAAGAAGGAUACUCAGGGCAGCUUGGCCCGCCUCACCACAUUCUACAAGUUCUUGCAGGUCUUCUUUGGGACUCUUCAGUCUAUCGUCACGGGUUAUGCCAGCUACAUCAUCGAAAGCGUGGUCUCCAUUCUUGGAAAGGCCAGUCCUUCGGACAAGAACACCAAAUCUCUCUGGUUGGCGACAAUGCGCUUGCUCCGCAGCGCCUUUGAGCACGACCAAGACGAAUUCUGGCAAUCGCCCUCGCACCUGACCCAGAUCUCCAAACCCCUGAUCAGCCAGCUCGCCCACGCCACGAACUCCUCCACGGCCGCCCUGGUGAUCGCCGAGGCCGUGCCCACCAUCACCGAGCUGGCCAUCGCCGCCGACUCAACCGAUAACCACAAGGACCUCAACACCCUGCUGAUGCGCUUCCUGCGACCCUCCUCGGGCCCCACGGGCAACAGAGUCGCAGGCGGCGAGAACCCACAUACCCGCCUCGCGGCCCUCAAGGCCGAGCAGUCCCUUACGGAGCAGCUGGGCGAGGAGUGGCUGGCGCUCCUGCCGGAGAUGCUGCCGUACAUCAGCGAGCUGAUGGAGGACGAGGACGAGAAUGUCGAGCGCGAGGUGCGCAAAUGGGUCAAGCAGAUUGAGAACGUGCUUGGUGAGAAGCUGGAUGACAUGUUGACGUAG
This is a messenger RNA of Aspergillus clavatus NRRL 1, 5460 nucleotides long. RefSeq names its product snoRNA-binding rRNA-processing protein UTP10 (gene utp10). The record is from RefSeq and is a predicted model, not a curated record. NCBI's taxonomy places the organism in Eukaryota, Fungi, Ascomycota, Eurotiomycetes, Eurotiales, Aspergillaceae. Gene Ontology annotation, cellular component: small-subunit processome; 90S preribosome; t-UTP complex. The transcript is spliced from 4 exons. Gene Ontology annotation, molecular function: snoRNA binding; protein binding. Bases 1 to 5460 code for a protein of 1819 amino acids. Gene Ontology annotation, biological process: maturation of SSU-rRNA from tricistronic rRNA transcript (SSU-rRNA, 5.8S rRNA, LSU-rRNA); positive regulation of transcription by RNA polymerase I.